Molecule: messenger RNA, 1028 nt
Organism: Trematosphaeria pertusa
Lineage: Eukaryota; Fungi; Ascomycota; Dothideomycetes; Pleosporales; Trematosphaeriaceae
Exons: 2
Coding region: 43-741 (232 amino acids)
Molecular function (GO): protein binding
Source: RefSeq, a predicted model, not a curated record
CACCUCUUUCACGCCAGCACCAAUAUACGCCGACAUCCAGCAAUGGCUUCGCCGGGCUCGACGAGUGCGCCCUCUGUGCGAGAUGUUCGCGCACUCAGGAGUGAGGCAACGGAUUUCGUGCACUCGGUUAUCAAAGUCGUCGUAGGACCACAUGAUGCGUCGCGAACAUUCUUCGUGCAUGAGAAGCUGGUGGUGGAGCGCGCGCCCUUCUUCGAAAGAGCUCUGAACGGGCAGUGGAAGGAGUCGGACGACAAGCUCGUGGAACUGCCUGAUGACGACCCGGACGUCUUUUUCCUCUAUUUACAGCUCCUGUACACGACCAAGCUUCACACAAGAUCGAACGAGCCGAACAAGACGUCGCGAGAAUACAAGAGGCUUGUCAAGCUUUACGUCUUGGCCGAGAAGCUUCAAGAUGUCCAAACGAGGAACAUCGUAAUCGAAGCUAUGAUAGCGAAGACUCGUGAUGAGGAAAGCUUCCCUCCCUCGUCCAUUCAUCUGAUUUAUGAUGGUACGCCUGAAGGAAGCCCGCUUCGAAAGCUCGUCGUGGAUUUGUUCACUGAUUUUGCACUGCCGGUGGAUAUCCAGAGAAUCCAGAGAAUCAAGGCGAGGGAGAGAAUGCCACCACAAGACUUCUUUCUCGAUCUGUUGCUGGAAUUUUCGCAACGGAGACCUAAGCCUUCUGGGGAGACGAUCUUUACUUGUGAUCCGACAAAGUACCAUGUGAAAGAGCCGGAUGCUUAAGACCAAGACUGGUGAAAGAAUUGAUCAGUAAGAUAAUGGAACCAUUGUGGUUGCCUAUACGCCUCCCACUCACCCGGACCGUGUGAAAAAGGCGAAGGCAAAGGAGGUCGAGAUCAAGAUCAAGACACGCGAUUUCAUCAACGCUGCUAAGAAAGGCUUAGCCGAGAUGCUAGGCAUGGGUAGUCCACCACAGUUCAUGGAGCACAUCGGAGCGCGGGUGCAGAAAGGGAGGGAGGCGCUCCGGAGGUUGAUGUGCGGUAAAUGGCGUGAGUGAGUGGCACCGAGAG